AUGACAGUUAAAGUUGCUGAAGAAAUGGCCGAUCAAAUUAUUGCUGCAUUUCCUAGUGAAGUCAAGGAUUAUUAUUUUAUGAGAGAUGGUCCAAAAGCACCAAAAGGUAAACUUUAUGCCAAAUACCAUAAUGUUAUUAGAAGUCUCAAAAGUGGUGGACUUAUUGAAAAAACUAAAAAUACAGUAAAACCAAUGAACUCUGAAAGUGAAACUAAUAUUGACCAUUAUUUAAAUAGUUUGAAACACGAUAAUUGUACGUUUAAUGAGAUUGAAGUUAUAUGGGCGGCUACAGUUAAUACCAGAUUGAAUAGUAUUAGAAAAAGUAAAAGUACCUCCGAAACAUUACUAUCUUGGCCUAGUUAUAAGCUUCCAGCAGGAUAUAGAUUGGUUGAUAUUGAUUUUCUCACUGUUCAGCCUAAUGCAUCUAGUUUAAUGACAGUAUACCCUAAUUAUAUUUCAAAACUUAUCAAACUAUUUAAAUUCAAAAUUAAAGAUUCACAAAGUACUAAGCUAGUUGAAGAUUUAAAUGAAGAAAAUGUUCUAACAGAAAAUAGUCGAGAUUGUUAUGUAUUUUACCUUCUGCAUGCUCUAUUCGUGCCAACAUCCAAAAAAACAACCCGUGAUGACAAAGGACGAAAAUAG
Molecule: messenger RNA, 642 nt
Organism: Macrosiphum euphorbiae (potato aphid)
Lineage: Eukaryota; Metazoa; Arthropoda; Insecta; Hemiptera; Aphididae
Source: the annotation of a GenBank genome assembly